UGCACGACGAACCUCUGCCCCAGCCCAUGCCAAGCCAACCAAGCUCCCAAAGUUAAACGCGACGACCGUCAAACAGGCAGAGCGAGAGCUCUAGUGCCGGCACCAGCAACCCUCAGACAACGUCAAGUCUAGGCUCUGGGCCCCCCCCCCGGCGCGUAGAGCACAGUCUCUGGUAGACCGACACGAUGGCGUCACUCGCUCGCUUUGCCCGCCUCCUCCCCCGCUCCACGCCCCUCUGUGCUGGCCGCGCCCGCCUCCCCCUCCAGCGCUCGCCAAACGCCGCCCUGAGGAGCCGCGGUACCCAGCGACAUGCCUCGACAGGCCCGACAGCGUCCGCCGGCAGCGCGUCUAGCACCCCGCCGCCGCCGCCGCCGCCGCCGCUGCAGGCUCGCACGGGAGCGGGGACGGCGCUCACUACGGUAGCUAUCCUCUCGGUGGCCGCGGGCGUCUACCUCGUCGCGACCGACACGCGCGCCUCGGCCGUCCACCGCCACCUGGUGCCCGCCCUCCUGCGCGCCUUCGUGCCCGACGCCGAGGACGCCCACCACCUGGGCACGGCCGCCCUCAAGACGCUGCACGAGCUGGGCCUGCACCCGCGCGAGCGCUCCGGCGUCGACGCCGACGGCUCGCUGUCCGUCUCCGUCUUUGGCCGCACGCUCGCCAACCCGAUCGGCAUCAGCGCCGGUCUCGACAAGAACGCCGAGAUCCCCGACGCGCUCUUCGCCGUCGGCCCCGCCGUCGUCGAGGUCGGCGGCGUCACGCCGCGCCCGCAGCCGGGGAACCCGCGCCCGCGCGUCUUCCGCGUGCCCUCGAUCCAGGGCAUGGUCAACCGCUACGGCCUCAACAGCGCCGGCGCCGACGCCGUGGCCCGCACGCUCCGCACCCGCCUCCGCCGCGCCGCCCGCGGGCUGGGCCUGGCCGAGGCGGACGUGCUGGCGGGCGAGUCGGCCUCGGGCGUCCCCGUCGGCUCCCUGCUCCCCGGCCGCCUGCUGUGCGUCCAGGUGGCAAAGGCCAAGGAGACGGACGAGAAGGACGUGGCGGCCGUGACGCGCGACUACACCGACUGCGUCCGCCGCCUGGCCCCCUACGCCGACGUGGUUGUGGUCAACGUCAGCAGCCCAAACACGCCCGGCCUGCGCGACCUGCAGGCCGCGGGUCCGCUGUCCAGCAUCCUGUCGGCCGUCGUGGCCGAGGCCCGGUCCGCCGCGGCGGCGUGCGGCCGCCCGUCGACGGGACCCGACAGGCCCCGCGUCAUGGUCAAGGUGUCGCCCGACGAGGACUCGCCCGAGCAGGUCAACGGCGUCGUGGGCGCCGUCUGGUCCAGCGGCGUCGACGGCGUCAUCGUCGGCAACACCACCAAGCGCCGCGACGUGGUGCCCGUCGGCGUGCCGCUCACCUCGCGCGAGGUCGAGGCCCUGGCCGAGACAGGCGGCUACUCGGGCCCGGCCCUGUUCGACAGGACCGUGGCGCUGGUGGGCAAGUACCGCGACGCGCUCGACCGCUACCCGGCGGGCCGUAAGAAGGAGGAGGUGGCGGCCCAGGCGGGCGCCGCGUCGCUUGUCCCGCCGCCCGCCGUGCUCACCCGACCCAGGACGGGCGAGCACGAGGCGGAGCCCAAGGUCAUCUUCGCCACGGGCGGCAUCACCACGGGCUCGCAGGCGCUGCAGGUGCUCAACGCCGGCGCGAGCGUGGCCAUGGUGUACACGGGCAUGGUGUACGGCGGCCCGGGCAUCGUGACGAGGAUGAAGGAGGAGAUGAAGGGGCUGCUCAAGGACAGCUGAUUUUUCGUCCCUUCUUUUGUUCUUUUGUUUUGCAUACAUCUAUCCAGGGGUUCUCACAUCAGCACAGUACUCUAGACCGCCAUGCUUUCCACAGCCGUUGGUGCUGUUUUUUUUUUUCACGCGAGGGUAGGGGGUAAAACUGCGAUUAGGUUUGGAGGCGGGUAGCAAAAAGCAGGGCGAAAACUAGAAGCAUUGGGGUUUAUCAUGGGGGUUUGCGCAUUUUAUACCGGAGUCUACACGUGCCAUGGCCAAAUCCCAAGUUUACCCAAAACGCCGGUC
Messenger RNA from Gaeumannomyces tritici R3-111a-1, 2060 nucleotides. RefSeq lists its product as hypothetical. Bases 186 to 1781 code for a protein of 531 amino acids. Gene Ontology annotation, biological process: pyrimidine ribonucleotide biosynthetic process; 'de novo' pyrimidine nucleobase biosynthetic process. The record is from RefSeq and is a predicted model, not a curated record. Lineage: Eukaryota; Fungi; Ascomycota; Sordariomycetes; Magnaporthales; Magnaporthaceae. The transcript has a single exon. Gene Ontology annotation, cellular component: mitochondrial inner membrane; cytoplasm. Gene Ontology annotation, molecular function: dihydroorotate dehydrogenase activity.